UUUUUUUAUGUUUAAAGCAAUGUGAUUAUGAUAUGCUAUAAAUGAAUGUUUAAUAGACCUGAUAAGAGCAGAAGAGUUCCCCACAAUGAACAUUAUUGAUUCACUAAUGAUUUCUGCCAAUGAAAAUGAUCAAUAUUUGUGUUCUAUCAGUAUUAACCAGAGCAUUAUGUCGAUUGUUUGCUCUCGCAGGCUCUGCUCCUCUGAGAUCGUACCCUCUCCUGUCUGUGAUCACACACCAGCAGCCCAGCAGCCUCCCACAGAUCUCUCAGCUGUCUCCUCACCUGCCCCUUCUGUCACCCCAGCACCCGUUCACUUCCGAGCCCACAGCCAGCGAGACACCCGUCAGCAUCAGCAGCGAAUCAGAGACGGAGCACAGCACCCCGCGGCUGAAGAAACCCCGCCGCAGCCGCACCAUCUUCACUGAGCUGCAGCUGCUGGGCCUGGAGAAGAAGUUCCAGAAACAGAAAUAUCUCUCCACUCCAGACAGAUUGGACCUGGCUCAGUCUCUGGGACUCACACAGCUCCAGGUGAAGACAUGGUACCAGAACAGACGCAUGAAAUGGAAGAAAAUGGUGCUAAAAGGAGGACACGAGGCUCCUACCAAGCCCAAAGGACGACCUAAGAAGAACUCCAUCCCAAGCACAGAGGAGAUCGAGGCCCAGGAACGGCUGACGGCCAAACUAGUGGAGGAGGAGAGGCUACAAGCCGGAGUGGAAGAAGAGGUCUUCCAAUCUCAACCUCAAGAUCUCAGUACAUCCGCUACGUCCGAGUCCAUCUGUCCAGAAACCCCGGCGCAAGAACAGGCCCCUCUGUCUCCGUCAGAAGCAAUGACGACUAGCUAAACGCAGCCGUGCUGAUGCACAACCAAAGACAGCUACUGAAAGACUUUGAUGCUCCAUGGACUUGAGCAGUUGAACGGCUCCCCAAGCCUGAUUUUGAGUUGACAGUGGCCCCAAAAAGUAUAGCGGUACUUUAGACACACAAAUAUGUGUGAAUGUCAUUGCAAAACAACAAAACAUCAAACCAAGUGGCUUGCAUAACCAAAACAGAGAGAAUAAUUGCACACUUCUCAGGCGAAUCAUUUCACAAAAAUACGCUUCUUUAGGUUUUAAAAGAUUAAACAGCUGGACACUGUAUUUGGACGCAUUCUGGUUGUCAAACUGUGGAUCACGUUCAUACCCGGCCAACAAAAACAUGUUCUAGGAACGUUCCCAUUAAGUUAAGCUAUGUUCUCUGAACGU
Sinocyclocheilus grahami is the source of this 1241-nucleotide messenger RNA. RefSeq names its product homeobox protein BarH-like 2. Gene Ontology annotation, biological process: regulation of DNA-templated transcription. The transcript is spliced from 3 exons. The coding region runs from base 120 to 842 and encodes 240 amino acids. Gene Ontology annotation, molecular function: DNA binding; DNA-binding transcription factor activity, RNA polymerase II-specific. NCBI's taxonomy places the organism in Eukaryota, Metazoa, Chordata, Actinopteri, Cypriniformes, Cyprinidae. The record is from RefSeq and is a predicted model, not a curated record.